This is a messenger RNA of Hypomesus transpacificus, 1528 nucleotides long. RefSeq names its product zinc finger protein 862-like. The record is from RefSeq and is a predicted model, not a curated record. The transcript has 4 exons. Lineage: Eukaryota; Metazoa; Chordata; Actinopteri; Osmeriformes; Osmeridae. Gene Ontology annotation, molecular function: protein dimerization activity. Bases 626 to 1180 code for a protein of 184 amino acids.
CCAGGAAUAACUAAUAAAAACGUAUUUCAGGAAAAACGCUCAAACGGGUUUGUCCUCCCUAGUAAAGGACCAUGAGAGUGCCCGAGGUCAUCAGGAGAGCCUAAGGAUUAAAACUGCCAAGACAGGUUGUGUUGAAGAGAGCCUUGCUGGGAAAAGCCUCGCUUUAUUGAAGACUUCUGAGUUGGAGAAGAUGCAGCUACUUUUUCGAAAUGCCCACGCCAUCGGAAAAAAGGGCAGGCCUUUCACAGACUUUGCAUGGAUGUGUGAUCCCAGGAGGCAAUGAACAUCAAUGCUGUUCUGAGGGCAAAAGCCAAGGGGUUCCUCAAAAUAGGCAAGGCUGGUGGAGUUCUCAGAUUUUGCUGCCUUCUCCAUGACACCAUCUAUCAACUGAGCAGCCUCUCCAAGUCACUGCAGAGGUCAGUGUCACACAACUGUGCAGUGUCUGCACAACUGUAGACCUGGGCCUAAACUGAGAGCAGUGCUGGACACAGACACCUAUGAGGGAGUCCUCCUGAACCCUACUGAUGCCGACCAACAUGACAAGGCAAAGAAUGAGCUAAUCGAUUCUCUGUGCCGGUGCAUCACUGCUAGAUUUAGUGAUGUGAACAGUGGUGUCCUGCAGGCUAUGCGGCUGACCAGUUUCCAGUGCUGGCCAGAGGCAGACACAAGUUCAGAAUUUGGUGAUGAAGAGGUAAACAAACUCAUUAGUCACUUCCAACCUAUUUUACUGUCUGCUGGAGUGGAUGUGGAGUUGAUCCCUGAUCAAUGGACAAUUCUCAAGACUGAACUGUACACAGCAGGAUUCAGCCAAGGAACCUUUGAGAAGACCUGGCCUACUGUAAACAGAAUGCUGCGCCAUCGGUGUCUGGAACUCCUUGAUCUUUUUGAUGCUCUCCUCACCAUCCCUGCAACUACAGCUGACUGUGAAAGAGGGUUCAGUGUAAUGAAGCAGGUAAAGAGUGACUGGCGCUCACGCCUAAAAGGUGAGACCCUCUCUGACCUCCUUAAAACCCAGUUGUGCUCACCUGACAUCAAAGACUUUGAUCCAACCAAAGCCAUUGACAUCUGGCAUGCUGACAGUUUGCGCUCACGCAGGCCUGACUUUCUGCGUAAACAUGAAACAAAAGCAACAGAGAGUGGCUCAGGUUCUGAUAGCACCUCUGAAGAAGAAGAGCUCUGAAGAUUCAAAUGAUAGAUAGAUCCCCAAUGUUUGCACUUUCUGUGUAUAUUUAGUUGUAUAACACUUUUGAUGCUUUUCCUUCUUUUUGUUUGUUUGUUUUUACCUGCUAGUGACUACCCAUUUCAGUACAAGCUCAAAAUAACAUUGAACCAUCCACACAGGAAAUGCAGGAUUGUUGCAUCCUGCAUGUUGUAUGAUGACAUUAACGUGAUCACUUUCAGGAGAUUGAUUCCAUGGAUCAUCAGUGGUAAACAGGACACGUCAUAGAAAUGAUUGUUGUGAUGGAAUGUCAGCAGAAACGGCUGAGACGUUUGUUGGGACAAGCUAAUGAUUGUUGCCUAACUAUGG